CAGGAAAGCGGGAAAAGCACAGAACGGAACAGUCUACAAACUGAGGAAUCCAAGCUUCGAGUUCUAGUUCUAUCCUCUGAACUCUAGGGUUUUUGCUCGGUUCUUUUCCCUGCUUCUUUUAAUGGCCAACGUCGUUGAUCAAGAUCAGCAUUGGCUGCUCAAUUGUUUGUCUGCCACACUUGACCCCAACCAUGAGGUGCGAUGUUUCGCCGAAGCUUCAUUGACUCAGGCCUCCCUCCAACCAGGUUUUGGCACUGCGCUAUCAAAAGUUGCUGCAAAUAAGGAGCUUGCAGUGGGAUUGCGCCAACUAGCUGCAGUUCUCUUGAAGCAAUUUGUAAAGAAGCAUUGGCAGGAGGGAGAGGACACUUUUGAACCUCCUGUUGUUUCAAGUCAUGAAAAGGUGGUGAUCCGUGAAAUACUUCUAUUGGCAUUGGAUGAGUCUCAUAAGAAAAUCUGCACAGCUAUCAGCAUGGCUGUGGCAUCUAUUGCAGAGUAUGACUGGCCAGAUUUUUGGCCAGACUUGUUACCGUUCCUCCUGAGGUUAAUUGGCAAUCAGGCCAACUUGAAUGGAGUAUAUGGAGCCAUGAGGUGUUUGGCGCUUCUCUCUGCGGACUUGGAUGAUAAAAUAGUUCCAACACUAAUACCUGCUUUGUUUCCAUGUUUGCUCACAACUGUAUCUUCUCCCCAGAUAUAUGAUGCAUAUAUACGAAGCAAGGCCCUUUCAAUAGUAUAUUCUUGCACUUCCAUGUUGGGGACAAUGAGUGGUGUCUAUAAGACAGAAACGAGUACCAUGAUAAUCCCUAUGCUUAAACCAUGGAUGGCCCAAUUCUCUUCUAUUCUUGAAGUUCCAGUUCAAUCUGAAAAUCCGGAUGAUUGGUGUAUCAGAAUGGAGGUUUUGAAGUGCUUGAACAAGUUUGUCCAGAAUUUCUCAAGUCUCAUUGGGACUGAAUUUGAGGAAAUAUUGCGAUCACUGUGGAAUACAUUUAUCUCAUCCUUGAGAGUGUAUGAACAAUCAUCUAUUGAAGGUACAGAAGAUUCAUAUGAUGGAAGAUAUGAUUCUGAUGGUGCAGAGAAAAGCCUUGAUUCCUUUGUUAUUCAGAUGUUUGAACUUCUGUUGACUAUUGUGGGUAACACGAGAUUGGGAAAGGUGGUUGGGGCUAAUGUUAAAGAAUUGGUCUACUACACUAUUUCUUUUCUACAAAUGACAGAAAAGCAGGUUCAUACGUGGUCAUUGGAUGCGAAUCAGUUUAUUGCUGAUGAAGAUGAUGCCAAUUACAGCUGUCGUGUUUCAGGUGCACUUUUGCUGGAAGAAGUAGUUAAUUCUUAUGGCGGUGAGGGAAUUCUGGCAAUCAUAGAUGCUGCAAAACAACAGUACACUGAAUCUCAAAGCAGAAAAGUAGCUGGAAGUGCAAGCUGGUGGAAAAUAAGGGAGGCUACUCUCUUUGCCUUAUCAUUUAUUUCUGAGCAGCUGUUGGAAGCAGAGGAUUCAGGUCUAGUACCAAGUGGCUUUCAACAGCUGGUUGAGCAGAUAAUCACUGAGGACUCUCUAAUAGGUUCUCAUGAAUACCCGUUCCUUUAUGCUCGUAUUUUUGCUUCAGCUGCAAAAUUCUCCUCCUUGCUAAGCAGUGGUAUUCUAGAGCACUUCGUUGAUGCGGCUAUGAAGGCAAUUACAAUGGAUGUGCCUCCACCUAUGAAAGUCGGUGCCUGCCGUGCUCUCUGUCAGCUCCUUCCUGAAACAAAGAAUGAAAUUACCCAACCACAAUUGUUGGGUUUAUUUUCAUCUCUCUCAGAGCUGCUUUCUCAAGCAUCGGAUGAAACCCUGCACAUGGUACUUGAAACUUUGCAAGCAACAAUUAAGGCAGGUCAUGAAUCAUCAGCGUUUGUGGAGCCCAUUAUUUCUCCUGUUAUCCUUAAUGUAUGGGCAUUGCAUAUUUCAGAUCCCUUUAUCAGUAGUGAUGCGCUUGAGGUUCUUGAGGCCAUCAAAAGUAUACCUGGAUGUUUACGUCCACUGCUUUCCAGAAUUUUACCAUAUAUUGGACCUAUUUUAAGUAAACCACAAGAGCAGGCUGAUGGGUUGGUAGCUGGGUCAUUGGAUCUGGUAACUAUGCUACUAAAGAAUGCCCCUGGUGAUGUAGUGAAGGCAAUAUAUGACAUUUGUUUUGAUGCCACAAUCAGAAUAGUCCUUCAAAGCGAGGAUCAUAGUGAAAUUCAGAAUGCCACAGAAUGUUUAGCUGCUUUUAUAUCUGUGGGAAGACAAGAAGUCCUUGCCUGGGGAUCUAAUUCUGAAUCAACUAUGAGAAGUUUACUUGAAAUAGCUUCAAGGCUUCUAGACCCAAAUUUGGAAAGCUCUGGAUCUCUUUUUGUUGGGAGCUACAUUCUUCAACUUAUAUUACAUUUGCCGUCACAAAUGGCCGUACAUAUACAUGAUCUGGUUGCUGCUGUUGUCAGACGUAUGCAAUCUGCUAAAAUUGCUGCCUUGAGAAGCUCAUUGCUGGUUGUUUUUGCCAGAUUGGUUCAUAUGAGUGCUCCUAAUGUUGGACAAUUUAUUGAUUUGCUGAUCUCUAUUCCUGCUGAAGGUCAUGAUAAUUCCUUUGCUUAUGUAAUGUCAGAAUGGACUAAGCAACAAGGUGAGAUACAGGGGGCUUAUCAAAUAAAAGUUACCACGAGUGCUCUAGCCUUGCUGCUAAGCAGCUCACAUGUAGAACUGGCAAAAUUAAGUGUCCCAGGCCAUCUGAUUAAGUCUGGUGUUGGAAUAACCACAAGGUCAAAAGCAAAAUCAGCUCCAGAUCAGUGGAUAAUGUUGCCACUUCCUACAAAGAUAGUGGCUUUGCUGGCAGAUACCUUAAUUGAAAUACAAGAGCAAGUUUUGGCCGGUGAUGAUGAGGAUGAUGACUGGGAAGAAGUUCAAACCGGGGAUGACAUUGAAAAUGAUGAAGAAUUUCUAUCUUCCUUGUCUGCUGCUGCUUCAGGGAAACCCACAUAUGAACAUCUUGAAGCAAUAGCAAAAGCAUUUAAUGAGGAUCAAGAGGAUCAAUAUGAAGACAGCCUUUUAAGCAUUGCUGAUCCCCUUAAUCAGAUAAAUCUGGCAAACUACCUCACGGAUUUUUUUGGUAACUUGUACCAAAAUGACAGACAGUUAUUUGAUAACAUUUGCCAGAGCUUGACUCAGGCUCAACGAAAUGCUAUUCAAACGGUAGUGCGGAGAUGAGUUUUAAUAUGUGAUGAGCAUUCUGCGGUCUUCCUAAUGCUGCGUUGAUAAGACGACAAGUUACUUGAAAGAGUUUUUAAGGUGUUCGUUAUUAGAUUCUCCUCUCAAAAUAUAGCA
Molecule: messenger RNA, 3325 nt
Organism: Neltuma alba
Lineage: Eukaryota; Viridiplantae; Streptophyta; Magnoliopsida; Fabales; Fabaceae
Product: importin-9
Exons: 33
Coding region: 122-3208 (1028 amino acids)
Biological process (GO): protein import into nucleus
Cellular component (GO): cytosol; nuclear envelope
Molecular function (GO): small GTPase binding
Source: RefSeq, a predicted model, not a curated record